AUGAACAAUGACAAGAAAGAGGUAUCAGAAAAUGGGAUUUUGGUUCAACAAAAUGGCGAAUGGGAAGGAGCACCAAACAGAGCGUCAAGAGAGGAGGGGAGCUUGGGACCGGGUGCUUUCUGGGCGCCGACGAGGACAAGAGAAAGUGAAACUAGUGCCUUUGGAGAAGGAGGUUCAAACGAGUGGUGUGGGCCGAGAAGACGAAGCGAGACAGGAGCCAGUCUUGAAGUCUCUAAGAUUUGGGAUUGUCUCAUCUGCCUGACGGCUUCGAUGCAGCUCAAACCAACUAAUAAGACCAACAAUGCCGGAGGAUAA
This is a messenger RNA of Protopolystoma xenopodis, 315 nucleotides long. NCBI's taxonomy places the organism in Eukaryota, Metazoa, Platyhelminthes, Monogenea, Polystomatidea, Polystomatidae. The record is from the annotation of a GenBank genome assembly.